AUGAAAUACUCAACUUUAGUUCAGAUCGCUUUUAUCAUUUCAUCAGUAUUGGCUCAAGAUGAUGUCACUGUAGUUACUCAAGGAUAUACCGUCACUACAGUUGUCCCUGGUCCAUCUCCAGGAGCAGGUGAAGGUCAACCAGGAGCUAAUGGUCAACAAGCAGGACAACCAGGUGCUGGACAACCAGGUGCAGGUAAUGGCCAACCAGGUGCUGGUGAACCUGGUGUCGGAGCAGGUCAGCCGGGUACUGGUGAAGGACAACCUGGCGAAGCGGGGCAACCAGGUGCUGGGGAAGGUCAACCUGUAGGUGAAGGACAACCACCAGGAGUUGUUCCUGUACCAGUAGGUGCUCCAGGAGCUGGUAAUGGAGGAACAGUUGGUGCUCCAACAAAUGGUGAAGGAGGUGGUGCUACUCCAGCUAAUGGAGCAGGUCCUGGUGAAACACCUUUUGCAAAUGGAGCAGGAGGUGCAAACCAAACUGAACCAGGAAAUGGUGCUGCUGGAAAUGAAACAACUCUUGCUCCAGGAAAUGCUACUGCUGCUCCUGAAAAUACCACCAGUCCUAUUGAAACAACUACAUUACCACCUAAUACAACUACUGUUUAUGCAAACACCACAACUGCCCAAAAUGAAACGGGCACAGGAACUGGAACUCAGACAGGUACAGGUACACAAACAGGAACAGGAACAGGUACAAGAACUGGAACUCAAACAAGAACAGGUACUCAAACUGCUGGUCCUACUCUUACUGAAACUGCUACUGCUACUGCUCAAGCUGUUUCAUUAGUUGCUGGUGGUGUUAUGGCUUAUAUUUUUGCAUUGGCCUUCUUAUAA
Messenger RNA from Candida tropicalis MYA-3404, 834 nucleotides. It is a transcript of the gene PGA22, whose product is annotated as Pga22p. The record is from RefSeq and is a predicted model, not a curated record. The transcript has a single exon. Bases 1 to 834 code for a protein of 277 amino acids. Lineage: Eukaryota; Fungi; Ascomycota; Pichiomycetes; Serinales; Debaryomycetaceae.